AUGGAAGACCUACUUUAUGUGAAGGAUUAUUAUUUGCCUGUGUUUAAUACUGAUAAACCUGAGAGUAAAACAGAUGCAGAGUGGAAUAUUUUGCAUAGACAGGUUUGUGGGUAUAUUCGUCAAUGGGUUGAUGAUAAUGUUUUGAACCAUAUCAGCAGAGAGACUCAUGCUCGCACUUUGUGGAACAAGCUUGAACAGUUGUAUGCUAGAAAGACCGGAAAUAAUAAAUUGUUCUUAAUAAAACAGAUGAUGAGCUUGAAAUACCAUGAUGGAACUCCUGUCACUGAUCAUUUGAAUUCUUUUCAGGGAAUCAUAAAUCAACUUGCAGGAAUGGGUAUCAAGUUUGAAGAUGAGAUACAAGGCUUGUGGCUCCUGGGCACUUUACCGGACUCAUGGGAAACUUUUAGAACAUCAUUGUCCAACUCUGCAGCAGAUGGUAUUAUCACCAUGGAAUUAGCUAAAGGCAGUGUUUUAAAUGAAGAGAUGAGAAGAAAGUCACAAGGUUCUUCUUCACAUUCUGAUGUCUUAGUUACAGAAAGCAGGGAGAGAAGUCAGAGUAGAGAUCCAGAAAAGGGCACAAUACGUCUACAGGCAAUUGAAAAGGAGAAGAAGAAGAGCGAUUACAGCAAUCAAAAGAACCAUAAGAAAGAUGAGGGUGGUAAUGGCAAUGCUGAAGUUAACACUACUACCGAUGAGUUCCUUAUUUGUUUUGAUCUUGAUAUGAUCAACAUUGCACAUGUUGAUUCGAGCUGGGUUGUUGAUAGUGGUACUACAUGUCAUGUAACAUCACAGAGGGAUUUUUAUUCAUCUUAUACUCCAGGUAACUUUGGUAAUGUUAGGAUGGGUAAUAAUGGACUAUCAAAGAUUGCAGGCAUCGGAGAUAUUUGUUUGAAGUUUGACACUGGGAUAGAGUUGGUUUUACAUAAUGUAAAACAUGUUCCAGAUAUGAGACUUAAUUUGAUCUCCGCGGGCCUACUUGAUGAUGAUGGUUACAGCAACAACUUUGGUAAUGGAAUAUGGAAACUCACUCGUGGUUCUUUGAUCGUGGCUAGAGGUAAAAGAUGCUCAAAGUUGUACAUGACACAUCCGAAGAUCUUCAAGGAUAGGGUCAAUAUUGUGGUGAAUACUGACAUGACUGAUUUAUGGCAUAAGAGACUUGGUCACAUGAGUGAAAAGGGGAUGUCUCUUUUGUUGAAGAGAAAUGUGUUACCGGGUGUGCAUGAUAUUCAUCUAAAGAAGUGUUCUCACUGUUUGGUACUAGGACACUUGGUGGUUGCUCCUACUUUGUCACAUUCAUUGAUGAUCACUCCGGGAAAGGUAUGGGUUUAUACCUUGAAAUCUAAAGAUCAAGUAUUUGAAGUGUUUAAGCAGUUUCAUGCCUCGGUUGAGAGACAGACUGGAAAGAAGCUUAAGUGUAUUCGGACAGAUAAUGGAGGUGAAUACAUUGGCCCAUUUGAUGCUUAUUGUAGAGAUCAUGGGCUGCCAAGUUCAUUCUGGGGAGAAGCUUUGAAUACAGCGGUACAUGUUAUUAAUCUAACUCCUUGUGUUCCUUUGUCUUUUGAUGUACCUGACAGGGUUUGGAGUGGCAAAGAUGUUUCUUACGGUCACUUAAGGGUCUUUGGAUGCAAAGCUUUUGUGCACAUUCCUAAAGAUGAAAGAUCAAAGCUUGAUGUGAAGUCAAAACCAUGUGUUUUCUUGGGUUAUGGCCAAGAUGAGUUUGGUUACAGAUUAUAUGAUCCCUGUCCACAAGAAACUUAUUCGGCCGAGAUAUUGUGUUUGUUGAAGAUCGGACCGAUAGAUGUUGAGAAGAAAGAGACAGCCUCAACAUAA
This is a messenger RNA of Ricinus communis (castor bean), 1830 nucleotides long. RefSeq names its product retrovirus-related Pol polyprotein from transposon TNT 1-94. Bases 1 to 1830 code for a protein of 609 amino acids. The transcript has 4 exons. Lineage: Eukaryota; Viridiplantae; Streptophyta; Magnoliopsida; Malpighiales; Euphorbiaceae. The record is from RefSeq and is a predicted model, not a curated record.